CACCUUGGCUCUUUUCUGCUGCUGCCUCCUGAGCUCUGCGUGGGCUCUGGUUGACCCUGAUGAUGUUCUCACGAAAGAAGAGCAGAUCUAUCUCCUGGUGGAGGCCAAGGAGAAGUGUGAGAGGGACAUACAGGCCCAGCUGGAGAAGAUCAAAGAUACCAACUGCCCUCCAGAGUGGGAUGGGAUCAUCUGCUGGCCAAGGGGCUCCCCCAGCCAGGAGGUGUCUGUGCCCUGCCCUGAAUACAUCUACGACUUCAACCAUAAAGGUCAUGCCUACAGGUACUGCAGUGCCUAUGGGACCUGGGCCAUGGCCCUCAGCAUCAACAAGACCUGGGCCAACUACACUGAGUGUGCUCUGCUCUUCUCCUCCGAGAGCCGGAGCCGCGAGAAGGAGGUGUUUGAGCGCCUGCACCUGAUGUACACCGUGGGCUACUCCAUCUCCUUGGCCUCCCUCAUCGUCGCCGUCUGCAUCCUCUCGUACUUCAAGCGCCUGCACUGCACAAGGAAUUACAUCCACGUCCACCUCUUCACCUCCUUCAUCUGCCGAGCUGUCAGCAUCUUCGUGAAGGACUUGGUGCUCUACUCGGGCACCGUGGCCACCGAGACAGACAGGAUGGAUGAGGAGGACUUCAAGGCAGAAAUGGAUCCCUCGCCGGGACAACGGAGCCACUUGGUUGGCUGCAAGGUGGUGGUGACUCUCUUCCUCUAUUUUCUGGCCACCAACCACUACUGGAUCCUGGUGGAAGGUCUCUAUCUGCACAGCCUAAUCUUCAUGGCCUUUCUCUCCAACAAGAACUACCUGUGGGUCCUCAUCAUCAUCGGUUGGGGUCUCCCUGCUGUGUUUGUGUCCAUCUGGGCCAGUGUCAGGGCCUCUCUGGCUGAUACACAGUGCUGGGACCUCAGUGCAGGCAACAUGAAGUGGAUUUAUCAGGUGCCCAUCUUGGCUGCUGUUGUGGUGAACUUCUUCCUCUUCCUCAACAUUGUCCGGGUGUUGGCCUCCAAGCUCUGGGAGACCACCACGGGGAAGUUGGACCCCCGGCAGCAGUACAGGAAGCUGCUCAAGUCCACACUGGUGCUGAUGCCACUGUUUGGAGUUCACUACGUGGUGUUCAUGGCCAUGCCCUACACAGAGGUCUCCGGGGUCCUGUGGCAGAUCCAGAUGCACUAUGAGAUGCUCUUCAACUCCUCUCAGGGUUUCUUCGUGGCUUUUAUCUACUGCUUUUGCAAUGGGGAGGUGAGUGAGCUGAGUUCCCUGUUCCAGCCCCUUUAG
This is a messenger RNA of Acanthisitta chloris (rifleman), 1270 nucleotides long. Its product is annotated as parathyroid hormone/parathyroid hormone-related peptide receptor-like. NCBI's taxonomy places the organism in Eukaryota, Metazoa, Chordata, Aves, Passeriformes, Acanthisittidae. Gene Ontology annotation, biological process: cell surface receptor signaling pathway; adenylate cyclase-modulating G protein-coupled receptor signaling pathway. Gene Ontology annotation, molecular function: peptide hormone binding; G protein-coupled peptide receptor activity; parathyroid hormone receptor activity. The transcript has 12 exons. The record is from RefSeq and is a predicted model, not a curated record. The coding region runs from base 308 to 1270 and encodes 320 amino acids. Gene Ontology annotation, cellular component: plasma membrane.